Molecule: messenger RNA, 385 nt
Organism: Hymenoscyphus albidus
Lineage: Eukaryota; Fungi; Ascomycota; Leotiomycetes; Helotiales; Helotiaceae
Source: the annotation of a GenBank genome assembly
AUGAAGAGUUCGACAUAUCAAAUGCGACGAAGCACUUCCUUCCUGCAAUCGGUGUAUGCUGGUAGGAAAGAAAUGCGAAUACACGGCUCCUACUAAGAAAAUCAAACCAAAACCCUCAGUCCCACGAAAAAUCAAAAAGGUUCCUGGAGAAAUCGUCUUCUCGGUGUCAGACAAUGAUCCCUUGACACCACAAUCAUCGCCGGAGCUCUCGUCGCCGAUCGUUCGCCAAGAUACAUUAUAUUUUCAAUAUUUCCGUGAAAUCGUCGCAGAAUCAUUGUCCUGGUCUAUCGAUUCCGAGUUUUGGAAACGGGCUGUUUUGCAACUCUUGGAUUCGGAAGAAUUUAUUCAACAAGCUGUCGUUGGCCUUGCACGAUUGCAUCGAUGA